This is a messenger RNA of Nothoprocta perdicaria, 1416 nucleotides long. It is a transcript of the gene WNT2B, whose product is annotated as Wnt family member 2B. The transcript is spliced from 5 exons. Lineage: Eukaryota; Metazoa; Chordata; Aves; Tinamiformes; Tinamidae. Gene Ontology annotation, biological process: cell fate commitment; multicellular organism development; canonical Wnt signaling pathway. The coding region runs from base 8 to 1162 and encodes 384 amino acids. Gene Ontology annotation, cellular component: extracellular region. The record is from RefSeq and is a predicted model, not a curated record. Gene Ontology annotation, molecular function: frizzled binding; cytokine activity.
CAGAGAUAUGCUGAGGCCAGCCCGCGAGCCUCCCGCGAUUGCCUUGGCCCCCGGGCGCGCGCACUGCGGAGCCUUCGCCGGGCCGGCGGGCGCGGCCCCGCGGAUUUACCUGCCCCUCGUGCUGCUCGUGCUGCUGGCGCUGCCGCCCCGCGCCGACUGCUCCUGGUGGUACAUCGGGGCGCUGGGCGCCAGGGUGAUCUGCGACAACAUCCCCGGGCUGGUGAACAAGCAGCGGCAGCUGUGCCAGCGCUACCCCGACAUCAUGCAGUCCGUGGGCGAGGGCGCCAAGGAGUGGAUCCGCGAGUGCCAGCACCAGUUCCGGCACCACCGCUGGAACUGCAGCACCCUYGACCGCGACCACACCGUCUUCGGCAGGGUCAUGCUGCGAAGCAGCAGGGAGGCCGCCUUCGUCUACGCCAUCUCCUCGGCCGGGGUGGUCUACGCCAUCACGCGCGCCUGCAGCCAGGGCGAGCUCAAGGCGUGCGGCUGCGACCCGCUCAAGAGGGGCCGCGCCAAGGACGAGCGCGGCGAGUUYGACUGGGGCGGCUGCAGCGACAACAUCAACUACGGCAUCCGCUUCGCCAAAGCCUUCGUGGACGCCAAGGAGAAGAGGGUGAAGGACGCGCGGGCGCUCAUGAACCUGCACAACAACCGCUGCGGCAGGAUGGCGGUCAAGCGCUUCCUGAAGCUGGAGUGCAAGUGCCACGGCGUGAGCGGCUCCUGCACGCUCAGGACUUGCUGGCUGGCCAUGUCGGACUUCCGCAAGACGGGCGACCACCUGCGCAAGAAGUACAACGGGGCCAUCCAAGUGACCAUGAACCAGGACGGCACCGGCUUCACGCUGGCCAACAAGAACUUCAGGAAGCCCACGAAAACAGACCUGGUGUAUUUUGAGAACUCGCCCGACUACUGCGUGAUGGACAAGUCAGCAGGCUCGCUGGGCACGGCGGGCCGCGUGUGCAACAAGGCGUCCCGCGGCACGGACGGCUGCGAGGUGAUGUGCUGCGGCCGCGGCUACGACACCACGCGCGUCACCCGCGUCACCAAGUGCGAGUGCAAGUUCCACUGGUGCUGCGCCGUGCGCUGCAAGGAGUGCCAGGACACCGUGGACGUGCACACGUGCAAGGCCCCCAAGCGGGCCGAGUGGUUAGACCAGACCUGAGCGCGCGCCCGCGGCGCAGGGAAGCACCCGCCGCAACCCCGGCACCUUUGGGAGACCUCUGCCCCACGGGCCACGGCGACCKGGGAGUUGUAGUUCAACUGCAUGGCUUUUAUUUAAUUAAUUCCGCAAAGCACUAAAGACAGGACUACGUUUCCCAGGAGGUACCGGAGACCCUUCUAUUUGCGCGGCGAAAUUAAUCUCUUCCCUAGGAGGAGUCUGCAAGCCUGGCUUAAAGCUGUGACGCUCCUGCURCC